Molecule: messenger RNA, 1704 nt
Organism: Saxophila tyrrhenica
Lineage: Eukaryota; Fungi; Ascomycota; Dothideomycetes; Mycosphaerellales; Extremaceae
Exons: 1
Coding region: 1-1704 (567 amino acids)
Biological process (GO): transmembrane transport
Cellular component (GO): membrane
Molecular function (GO): transmembrane transporter activity
Source: RefSeq, a predicted model, not a curated record
AUGUCCGCCAAGUAUGAACCUGUGAGCGAAGGAGAGGAGCGACCGCCCGGCAGCGCUGGCUCCAAUGACUCCUUCAGCGGCACCCACCUGACUCCCGAGUCGGAUUCUGACGACGAUGAUGAACUCGAGCACCUGGAAGCGGGGGAAGGGUAUGAACUGAAAAGCCUGCCCAAGUAUGGCGAGAAGAGUCGGGAAACCCAGAAGGGUGCAAGCGCAGGCGCAGAGGACGACGAUGAAGACGACUCAGAUUACGAUGAAGCAGACACCGCCCUCGGCGGCCGCAAGAGCACUAGGAGAGACAGUGUCGCCUCCUUCGAACUCUACACCCCCGACGAAGAGCGCAAAGUACGGCGCAAACUGGACACCCGCCUUGUCCUCUUCGUAGCUGUAUUAUACCUCUUCUCGUUCCUCGAUCGUAGUAAUAUCGGCAACGCAAAAGUCGCUGGCCUGACGGAGGACUUACACCUUUCGAACGACCAGUUCGAAUGGCUACUUACGGCGUUUUACAUCACAUACAUCCUUUUCGAAUGGAUGACAUUGUGCUUCAAGGUGUUCCCUCCGCACAUCUACAUCUCGGUCUGUGUCUGUGCCUGGGGCGUGCUGGCAUCAUUACAGUCUUUGGCGACUAGUUGGGCCUACAUGCUCGUUCUACGAGCUUUCCUCGGCAUUGGAGAGGCAGCCUUCGUUGGCAUACCCUUCUACCUAUCAUGGUUCUACAGACGCGAAGAGCUAGCCCUGCGCGUCGGCCUCUUCAUCGCAGCAGCACCUCUCGCAACCACCUUCGCUAGUUCCCUCGCCUGGGCUAUAGUACGUUUCGGCGACAAGACUGGCAUCGCCUCCUGGCGCCUCCUCUUCCUCCUCGAAGGCUUCCCCGCCUGUCUGGUAGCCGUCUGGGCCUGGUUCUGGAUCCCAGACUCUCCCUCCACCGCGCGCUGGCUCAACGCUCGAGAGAAGAAAAUCGCGACUCUCCGCAUGCGCAAAGAGAACAUCGCCGCCACCUCGAAAUCCGGCACACCAUCUGCGUCUGCGCAGGUUCCCCGCCACAAGCGCAAAUUCCAAUGGCACCUCGUCCUCUCCACCCUCCGCGACCCGAAAUCCUACCUCACCGCCGGCAUGUUCUUCUGCUGCAACGUCGCUUUCUCGAGCAUGCCGGUCUUCCUCCCCACCAUCGUCAAUGGGAUGGGCUUCUCGAAACUCGCCUCCCAAGGCCUCGCCGCUCCACCCUUCCUCUUCGCUUUCGUCUCCGUCCUCCUCACAGCCUUCAUCUCCGACCGCAUCCGCAGCAGAAGCGGUCCGAUGCUCUUCCACUCCCUCCUUGCCCUCACCGGCUACCUCGUCGCCACUAUCGCCGGCAUCCUGCACGCUGGCCCUACGAUCCGCUACCUCGCCACCUUCCCCAUCUGCGCUGGUUUCUUCUCCGCCGUGACGAUCGUUAUUACCUGGACGAUCAACAACCAGGUUUCCGACGAGGGUAAGGGGACGGGGAUGGCGGUGUUGAACGUUUUCGGGCAGAUGGGGCCGCUGGUGGGGACGAGGUUGUACCCGGAGAGCGAUGCGCCUUUUUUUGUGAAGGGGAUGGGGGUUUGUGCGGGGGCGAUGGGGGUGGUGGGGUUGUUGGCGUGGGCGUUGAGGGUUGUGUUGUCCAGGGGGAACAAGAGACGGGGUAGGGGUUGGGAGAAGGGCGGGUUUAUGUAUAUUACCUAG